UGCCCUAUAAAAUUUUGAGAUUUCUACAUACACAUGUGUUAUCAUCCAAUUUCUACAUUUUUAACAUAUCUACCCACAAAAACUUAAAAUUUUUUAAAUGCAGACCCUGGAGUAGCAAUAUUUCCUCCAACCGCACACAUUGCGAAGCAGCAUCACAAAAAUCUCCAGCCUUAUCUUCUUCCCCUCCUCCUCCCUCAGUCUCCCUUCUCCACCACCCAAAUGCAUGCACAAGGCUUCCUCCUCCUCCCCUCCACCCCCGCUCCAUUUUCCCCACACAUCCCAAACCAAUCACCAGCACCACCAAUACGCUGCACCUCAAACGACAACACGACGGAACGAACCCUCCCCCUUUCCAUAUCAGACGCCGAUCUCGCUGCCCGCGGCAUUCGCGUCCGGCGAAGCUCCGCCGGCCUGGACUUGGAAGCCCUGAACGCCGUGUUCGCCCGAGUGGGGUUCCCGCGGCGGGAGGCGUCGCGGAUUCGCGUGGCGCUGGAGCACACGGACGCGCUGGUCUGGCUAGAGGAAGACGGCGAGGGAGGCGAAGGGGUGCCGGUGGCCUUUGCGAGGGCGACGGGAGACGGGGCUUUCAACGCGGUGGUGUGGGAUGUGGUGGUGGAGCCGGCGUUGCAGGGUACGGGGUUGGGGAAGGCGGUGAUGGAGCGGCUUUUGGGGGAUUUGAGGGAUCGGGGGAUCGGGAACAUUGCGCUGUAUGCGGAGCCGGAGGUUGUGGGGUUUUAUCGGAUGUUAGGGUUUGCGGUUGAUCCGGCUGGGAUCAAGGGUAUGGUGUACUCCCGGAGGAAGAACAAGAGAUGAGCCCGAAAAUACUUCGGACUCUGGAGCCAAUAUUAUCUUAUCUGUGGAAUUUGCACAUGUGAUUGACGUUAAGGUGGUGGUAUUGUCAGGAUAUUUUAUUAUAAUAUAAUCAUAAUAU
Molecule: messenger RNA, 931 nt
Organism: Phalaenopsis equestris
Lineage: Eukaryota; Viridiplantae; Streptophyta; Magnoliopsida; Asparagales; Orchidaceae
Product: serotonin N-acetyltransferase 2, chloroplastic
Exons: 1
Coding region: 220-813 (197 amino acids)
Cellular component (GO): cytoplasm
Molecular function (GO): N-acetyltransferase activity
Source: RefSeq, a predicted model, not a curated record